GAGCACCGAUGCUGCCGCUACUUCAUAGUCCAUCUUCGUCAUUCUGCUAUUCAAAAAGUCUCCUCAUUAGAAGUCAGCACUGCUGUGUACCUUCCUUCGUGCACAAUCCCGCUCACAUAGUUGUAUGGCCUUUCCGAAAUGAUCAGCUGGGAGUAGUUGAAGCAGUAUUUCUCAGGUAGUUCGGCAUUUUCAUCGGUUGUAUUUCGGAAAGAUGUAGUUGGUGGCGGUAAAGGCACACUUUGCGGGUGUUACAGUUCAUUACACGUAAGAAGUGAUUUCCGAAGUGUCGCCAAUUCCGAAAAGCCCCGUAAGAGUAGUUUGUCCCUUCCGAAAGGCAGCAGUCUUCUGCUCUCAACAACUGAUGGGGUAUGUGUUAGCUUGGGAUAUUGCGAGUUUUCUCUGGUUUCGGAGACGAGUAGAGAGUUUUUGUCCGCCCCACACGUUAGUUUUUGUGCACGACAAUUUUUGCUUCUGUUGUGCCCCAUCGGCUCGGGCAUUUCUCUCGCUUGGAAUGCGGCGCAUACUGGACUUGUAAUAUUACUAAGGCGCUUGUUGUCGAAGUUCUUGCGAACGCAACAUUACAGGGCUUUUAUGGCUAGAGAUGAAUGACGCAAGCGAUGGAAUAUUCACGUCGUUUUAAUGUGUAAUCACCUAGGCCUACAAUUCUCUGACAACCAUGGCAGUGGACACGUCUAUGAGGACUCCCUCAGCAGCUACUCCACAGACCAAGCAGGAAAGUGAAAACCCCACGGUACCUAUAAAGGCCUGGUACUAUAAUGAUAACGACGAUCUUCCGAGCAAGCCGCACCAGUACUCUCCCAACCGAGAAGUGUCGAUCGAUCAUCUGCAGAAGCUCGGAGUCCUUACAUGGACCCAAAUUGAAGCGGACGGCUACGAGAACAAUAGAUUCUUGAACAAGAUUAAGGCUGUUCGGGGUUACAAUUACGAGGAGGUAUUGACUGUUGCGCCUGGGAAGUUGCCAAAUUUCGAGGCUAACACGAAGAAGUUUUUUAUGGAGCACUUGCACGACCACGAAGAGAUUCGUUUCAUCCUUGAUGGCAUAGGUUACGAGGAUGUGAGGGAUUUUGACGGACAAUGGAUCCGAAUCGAGAUAAAGAAAGGCGAUCUUAUUGUAUUGCCACCAGGCAUGUACCACCGCUUCACCCUCGACGAGAAGCAGUAUCUUAAGGCACUUCUGUUAUACCAAGGGACCCCGAAGCGCAUCCAGUUCGAGAAGUACCCCGAAACCGACAGCAUGGAAGUCCGGCUGGACUAUGUCCAAUCAGUGCUGGAGCGGGAGCUGCAGUCGCCGUCGGAGAGGCAGCUCAUCUCGGAAUCGAUGAACCAAGUCCUCGCGGCGACCACUAAAGCCAUGGAAGUCAUCACAGUGUGAACCAGCUCCCUGUACCAAUUCCCUUACCUAUUUCCCGUUAGCUCCCAUGACGAACGUGCAUUAUAUUCCCGAGCUAAAGCGUCGACAUCUCCCGGAACGCCUCCAUGGGUGCCACCUUAGCUUCAAUCAUCCACAACAGAGGGGCAAUGUAAGCGACGUGGAUCAAUUCUCAUAUCUUGUGGGCUUCCAUACCUCCUUCGGCUGCCAGUUGUUUGUAUAAUCGAAAAAAUGGAGCACUGUAAUAAUCGUUUAGUUCCCGGGAUUCGGUGUUUUCUAGCUCUUCUUUUCUUACUGUUCAGAAACAAGGAUUUCCAUCUGUAAGAUGAGGUUCGAUCAAGUUUAACACAUGAUGUUUUCCAUGCCUGUUUUCUUUUUAUAGGAAUCCCAUGUCUUUGUUAGUUAGGACAGGGAGAGAGAGAAUACGCGAAUCUCGGCCUGGAUUCGAGAUGGUCUCUAAAAAUCUUAGUGGGCACACCACUCAGAUCCAGUGCCGAAAUAGCUUGCCAUCCCUCUCGUGCUUUGCUUGAAACAGGAGCUCCGAUUCUGUGCACUUUUUAUUCUUUUUCCUUGUUAGGUGCCUAGUUUGCAUGAGAGGAGGAGAGUAGAUCUGACAACACAUGUUUAGAGUAUGAUACAAACAAGCUGACGCACGAUACGUGUAAAAUAAUUUGAAGAUGUAACUUUUCUUUUCUAUUUCUCAUUU
Molecule: messenger RNA, 2096 nt
Organism: Physcomitrium patens
Lineage: Eukaryota; Viridiplantae; Streptophyta; Bryopsida; Funariales; Funariaceae
Source: RefSeq, a predicted model, not a curated record